Messenger RNA from Tachysurus vachellii, 2306 nucleotides. RefSeq names its product NOP2/Sun RNA methyltransferase 4 (gene nsun4). Gene Ontology annotation, biological process: rRNA methylation. Bases 39 to 1196 code for a protein of 385 amino acids. Gene Ontology annotation, molecular function: methyltransferase activity. Gene Ontology annotation, cellular component: mitochondrial large ribosomal subunit. NCBI's taxonomy places the organism in Eukaryota, Metazoa, Chordata, Actinopteri, Siluriformes, Bagridae. The record is from RefSeq and is a predicted model, not a curated record. The transcript is spliced from 6 exons.
AUUGUGAAUCGCGGACGCGUUUAGGAGUGAAACACAAAAUGGCGGCGCACACAAAAACGAGUUUAUUGAUAAACAAGUUUAGAAACUCGGUUUAUUUUAUACAACGACGGAAUCGCGUUAAAACUAAAUGGGCCAGCACCAGGCCCAAACACCCAGUGACCUACCAGGCUCUGCAGCAUUUCGAUGCCACGUAUAAGAACUAUUUCGGUGACCUGUGGCCGUCUAUUCGUAUCAGCUUGCUGUCGGAGCAGAAGUACGGAGCCCUGAUCAACAAUUUAUCGUCUAACGCAGACGUUGUCUCGUCUUUACAGUCUCAAGGCUGCAGAGACUUCGUCAGAGACGUUGAAAGAGACACGCACGAGACGUCAGAUGGAUUGAAACAAGACGGUCAUUUUUCUACAGAAGCGGCUCGUAUUAGCUCAAAUAUCCAGUGUUUUGUCUUUCCGAGAGGGGACAUAUCUCGAUUCAAACCUGCCAGACCAGAUAGCGCAGGAUUACUGAGUUAUUAUCUCCUGGAUGCAGCUUCUGUCCUGCCCGUGUUGGCGCUGGACGUCCGGCCGGGACACGCUGUUCUGGACCUUUGUGCCGGUCCGGGUGGGAAGACGCUCGCUAUCCUGCAGGCGCAAGCUGUCCGGUUUCUGUGGGCCAACGAUUUGUCUGGGUCUCGCACGGCUCGGUUACAGAGAACGCUCCAGAGCUACGUGCCCAAAGAACUGAGAGGUGAGGACAAGCUCCGCAUCACAUCUCUUGAUGGUCGCAAAUGGAGGAAUAUGGAAGACUUCGAAUUUGACAGAGUGCUAGUGGACGUCCCCUGUACCACUGACAGACAUUCAUUAAUGGAGGAUGACAAUAACAUCUUUAAAAGGUCCAGGACUAAAGAGAGACAGACGCUUCCUUUACUGCAGAUCGAACUCCUGCUUGCAGGGCUCCGGGCGACUCGUCGUGGCGGUGAGCUUCUCUACUCCACCUGCUCUCUGUCUCAGCUGCAGAACGAGUGUGUGGUGCAGCAGGCACUCAGUCUCGCUCAGCAGGAGAUGGACAUCACGGUGAAAGUCCAGGACCUCAGCAGCUUCACGCGCCUCUUCUCGGACACUUUCCACUUCGCACCUCAGCCGGCGGUGGGGGAACUCGUCCUCCCGCACUUGUGCGCAAACUUCGGCCCGAUUUAUUUGUGCAAACUGCUGCGUGUCAGCUGAUGAAGCCUGGAGUCCGGGUUUAUACGACUUCAUGGCUUUAGCUGUGUGUAAAUGACUCGCUGCAACACCGCCCUCUGGUGGAGAUAAUAAAAAUAACCUGUGAAUAAAAAACGUGUUUUCUAGUAAUUAAAGAAAAAUAAAAGCAAUUGUUACUAGAGGAGAAAAUCUCUCCUUACUUAGCUAUUAGGUUAUUUAGGUUAGAUAUCCAUUUAUUUGAUCAUUUUUUAUUUUUUUCCCCCAACAGCCUUCAACCUUCACACGUCACAACCUGCAACUGAAACAAACAUAACUGGAAUUUAUUUCAUCAUGAAGCCGUACAAAAUAGACCAAAUAUUAGACCAUUAUGCUUCAAAAUAUUAUAAAGAUAAUGGAUCUGUCACUUUAUGGGAUGUUGAAGAUUUUAAGAUAUUUUGUUACGAUCAAAUCCUGACUCCUGCUUCUUUGCUUGUUGGUCUUCAUGAUGUUGUGUGUUUUAAAGCAUUUUAUCUGAAUCCUGGAACAGAUAUAUUUAUUGUAUUUUGCUGUAAUCUCUAUUUCUUUUUUAUCGUUUUAUCUUUUGUGAUAAUCGCUUUGUAGUAUUCAUCGUAACGACUUUAUUGUCGAUUCAUGAUUCGUCACACGAUUUAAAGAAUGCGUUUAUAUUUUUGCGAAGCCGCUUCUCUAAGUGUGGAAUAUAAGACAUGAGGUGGUUUUAAAAGCCUUGCAAAGGCAAAAAAUAUUCCUUCAUUUAAUGAGGUUUUUACUCUGAGAGGUUUUAGAUCAUGUCUUUGGAAUAAAGCUUCAGGAUUUCAGCAAUAAAUAAAACCAGAAAUAAAAAAUAAAAUCAUUGCUCCUAUUAAUGAUUAAUAAAUUGGAAAUAAAAUGCUGGAUUAUUAGUCAGGGUGUUCAAAAUUUUGUCUUAUAUUUGUGAAACGGUCAAAUAGUAAAAAAUAAAUCUUUAGGUUCAUGCCGCUUCUCUGUCCGACCUCUAGAUGGCGCCAUCGGACAGUUUAAAAAACCUCCUGCGUUCCUUCCAAAGUGCCGCCAAAUAAAUCUAAUCAUCAGAACAGUAAAAACUUCAACUUGUAAAUAUUGCUUUGGUUUUGUUUCAAGACGCACAUCAUUAUUAUU